GGCGUUCUCUCGAGCAUUGGAGAAUCCAGAGCACUCUGGAGUCGCAUUCUCAAUCGGAAACCCGCACUGUUCGCGUCGAAGUCGCGCCGGAACGCCGAGAACAAUUAGUCGCAUGAGGAACUGCAGCUGAAACCGCGAGACAAUAGAGCACAAAACACAGCAAAUACCGUACAAAUCAGCAACGUUUAUGGCGCACCAGGAGAAGAGCAAGAACCAGCGCCCCGUCGCCCCCGCCUCCGAUCACAAAAACAACAGCAACACCCAGGAACAGAGCUAACACAAAAUACCUCUUGCUUAUAUAUUUUUGCUACCAUUUUUGUAUGGUUAACACUAAGAAGGCUCCAUUGAUUUGUUGAGCACACUGCCAGAGUUUUCAAGUUUUUCAAGACGUUGCCAGCUGUUUCCACCGCUCUUUGUUUCACCCCUUCCGCCGCGCCGCCCCCUUCGGCCGAAGAAAGCGAGAGCGCGGUCAACGUCCUGCGAAGAGAGCGAGAAAGACGGGGAGAGCGCGCCAAAAGCGAAGGUGAGCGAAAGGACACCGGCAGCCUCUGCUUCUUAGCGGCGAAUUUAAAGUAACUCUGAAGUGGCAAACAAAGUUGUUAGAGAUAAGGCCAGGGGCCGGCAAACGCAGUCGUAAUCAGAAUCAAGGCAAUCCCCCGCGAACCAGAAAAAUAAAGCCAACAUGCGCCUGUUUCCAGUCCGGUUCUCCUCCGCCUCCUCGUCGCUGGGCAGCCUGGCCAAAAUGCUCGACUUCUACUCGGGCUUCAAUCCAUCGCCCCUCUCGAUAAAGCAGUUUAUGGACUUUGGUCAAAAUGCCUGCGAAAAGAAAUCGUACAUAUUCCUGCGCAAAGAGCUCCCAGUACGACUGGCGAAUAUCAUGAAGGAGAUUGCCCUUCUUCCGGAUAACCUCCUGCACACAAGAUCCGUAAGCGAGGUGAGCUCCUGGUAUGUCAAGAGUUUCGAAGAUGUGCUGGUGUACGAGAAGGCCGAACCCACCCACGACAAUCUGCAAAAAUUCGUGGCCGAUUUAGAUCUCAUUAGAAAUCGCCACAACGAUGUAGUGCAAACGAUGGCCCAGGGUGUGAUCGAAAUGAAGGAGAACGAGGGCGGCCAGGUGGAUGCGCCCACCGAGAGCUCCAUUCAGUACUUUCUCGACAGGCUCUACAUGUCUCGUAUCAGCAUUCGCAUGCUGAUCAACCAGCACACCCUUCUCUUUGGAGGCAAUCCGCAUGCGGGUGGCCGUCACAUUGGGUGCCUGGAUCCCGCCUGUGAUCUGUCGGACGUGGUUCGCGAUGCCUACGAGAACGCCCGCUUCCUGUGCGAUCAGUACUACCUGACCAGUCCGGCGCUGGAGAUCCAGCAGCACAGCAGCGAGCCUGGUGAAAACCUGCCCAUCCGCACAGUCUACGUGCCCUCGCACCUGUACUACAUGCUCUUUGAGCUGUUCAAGAACUCCAUGAGAGCGGUGGUGGAGCACCAUGGCCAUGACAACAACGACACAUUGCCGCCGCUAAAGGUGGCCAUAUGCAAGGGCAAGGAGGACAUCUGCGUGAAAAUCUCUGACCAGGGUGGCGGCAUUCCCCGCUCCCAGACCGACCAGCUCUUCAAGUACAUGUACAGCACAGCGCCGCAGCCCUCGAAAUCGGAUCUGCACACGGUGCCUUUGGCGGGCUAUGGAUAUGGUCUGCCGAUCUCAAGGCUGUACGCCCGCUAUUUCCACGGUGAUAUUGUGCUGCUCUCCUGCGAGGGAUUCGGCACCGAUGCGAUCAUCUAUCUGAAAGCUCUGUCAGACGAGGCCAACGAAUUGCUGCCGAUCUUCAACAAGACAAGCUCAAAGUUCUAUCGUGCCACCGUGCCCACGGGUGACUGGUCCAAUCAGGUAAAACCCGCUAAAAAGAAGAAGACGAGCGCCGUCAGCCAGUAGACGUGUGAAAAUGCCAAAAGCAAAAAUAUAAAAAAAAGAAUAAUGAGAUGAAAAUGAAACGAACCCGCCUGGCUGUGUAAAGAGUUUGCGCCACCCUGCACCAAUUGAAUUCAAUCCAAUCAACCCAAUCCCAGCAAGCAAGCAACCCACUCCCGCAUCCGCAACCCAGUCAAGUGAAAAGUGUUUAUUUAUUGUUUAAUAUUUAAUGUUAAUGUUAAAUACGACUUUGUUUGUAUAUGCCCCACAACUCCCCCAACCCGAAUAGCUUUCAAAAACUUCUUUCUACAGUGUCAUUUAACAUUGACAUUCCACAGACAUUUUUGCCCAUCUCGGAGCGGGCUGAAGUUCUGUUUAGUUUAUUUUUGUGGGGAGCGAGUGGCGCAGAGCCCUUGGCUUUAAAGUUACGUUUAUAGCAAUUAAAUCCGAUACAUAUUUAUAUACACCUACCUAUAUACACGAAAAACAUUUAUACUCUAAAGUAAAAGGAUGUUUUGAAACAUUUACGAAAUUAGCUUUAAUUUGCGGAUUUUAUUUAGGCUACAGCCCGAACUGCAUGCAUUGUUAAAAUACAUUUAUCUUUUUGAGCGCAUUAUUUAGUUAUAUUGGCUAAGUUAUACAAGUUUUAAACAAAUAAACUGGAAAGUGUACACCAAAACUA
Drosophila biarmipes is the source of this 2582-nucleotide messenger RNA. RefSeq names its product pyruvate dehydrogenase (acetyl-transferring) kinase, mitochondrial (gene Pdk). The record is from RefSeq and is a predicted model, not a curated record. Gene Ontology annotation, cellular component: mitochondrion. The coding region runs from base 683 to 1924 and encodes 413 amino acids. Gene Ontology annotation, biological process: protein phosphorylation; regulation of glucose metabolic process. Gene Ontology annotation, molecular function: pyruvate dehydrogenase (acetyl-transferring) kinase activity. The transcript has 5 exons. Lineage: Eukaryota; Metazoa; Arthropoda; Insecta; Diptera; Drosophilidae.